AUGGGGAAUUAUGAUGAAGACACUGCGUUUCUGGGGCAAACGGGACCCUUCUUCAUCAGGCUGUUCUGUCUGCUGAACCUGAUCUACAUCUCCACGGGCCUCCACGGGCUGUAUAUCGUGUUCGUGGCGGCGUCCCCUGCGCACCGCUGCCGUGUGGAUGUGAAUCUGACUGAGGACUGGCUGGAAGCGAGCGCUCCCACAGAAACACUCAGUAAUGGAGAUCUGCAGCUCCGCCAGUGCUGGAGGUACAGCCUGCAGGCGCUCAGAAACCUUUCGGGUCAGGGUUAUUCUCCAGACCACGUCAACAUCACCAGCAUCCCGCUGGAGCGCUGUGAGGACGGAUGGAUCUACAGCGCUGACGUGUACCACUCCACCAUCGUCUCUGAGUGGGAUCUGGUGUGUGAUAAUGAAUGGAGGGUCCCGUUGGCCAGCUCUACUCUCUACAUGGGUUACCUGCUGGGCUCCAUCAUCUCAGGACAGCUGUCAGACAGGUUCGGCAGGAAGAAGGUUCUCUUCGGUUCUCUGGCCGCAGAAGCGCUGCUGAUGUUCGCUCAGUCUUUCUCUCCCUCCUGGCUGAUCUUCUGCGUUCUCUACUUCUUCAUUGGAGCUUUCCAGAUAUCCCUGUACAUCACUGCCUUUGUUCUCGGCAGUGAGGUGUUGAGUGGGUCUCUGCGGGUGCUGUUCACCACACUGGGGGCGUUUCUGCAUUACUGUGUGGGCUACAUGCUGCUGCCGUGGGUCGCCUUCGCUAUCCGCCACUGGAGGACGCUGCUGAGGGUUCUGUCCGGCCUGACCGUGGUCUACAUCCCGCUGUGGUGGCUGAUCCCAGAGUCUCCACGCUGGCUUCUCUCUCAGGGGUACGUGCAGAAGUCUGAGGCCAUCCUGAGGGACGCGGCCCGGAAGAACAGGGUCCCGGCUCCAGAGGUCAUCUUCAGCCAGUCCCAGGUUAAAGAGACAGAAUCUCAGAAGAGCAAGUACAGCGCACUGGAUGUCCUGAGAACCAGCAAUAUCCGCAGAACCACCUUCAUGUGUUUGCUGCUGUGGAUGGCCAUCAACAUUGGUUAUUUCGGCUUGUCGUUGAACACCACGAAUCUGAGUGGCGACCCGUUUCUCAACUGCUUUCUGUCGGCGGUCUCUGAGGUUCCAGCAUAUAUCGUGUCCACCUUCCUCCUGAAGAGCUGUCCCAGGAGACCCGUGCUGUCUGCUUUCCUGGUCAUCGGUGGAGGAUUCCUGCUCCUGGUGCAGCUCAUCCCGGACGGUCUGCAGACCCUGGCUCUGGCGUUGGAGAUGGCGGGUAAAUUCGGCUUCACCAUGUCCUUCACGGUGGUCUACAUCUACACCGCGGAGCUCUAUCCCACCGUCCUCAGGAACCUGGGCAUGGGCAUGUGCUCGUCCGCGGCCCGCAUCGGCAGCAUCACAGCGCCGUACAUCAUAUUCUUAGGCACGUUUAACAGACACCUGCCGUACGUGCUGAUGGGCAGCCUGACCAUCACCUCCUCACUGGCCAACAUCUUUCUGCCCGAGACCUUUGGAAAAGUGCUGCCUGAGAACCUGGAGCAGAUGCAGAAGAGCAGAAGCUUUCCAGGAAGAGAUAAACAGAGUGUGGAGGACAGAGGAGGAGAAAAGAUAAAGGAAGAGAAACUCUGAGCACAGGAAUGAAGACAUCUCUGAAGACCAGCACAGCUCGCAGGAGACCCUGCGCUAAAUAAAGGCACAGUUCUGUUGAG
Danio aesculapii is the source of this 1727-nucleotide messenger RNA. It is a transcript of the gene slc22a5, whose product is annotated as solute carrier family 22 member 5. Gene Ontology annotation, molecular function: transmembrane transporter activity. Lineage: Eukaryota; Metazoa; Chordata; Actinopteri; Cypriniformes; Danionidae. The transcript is spliced from 10 exons. Gene Ontology annotation, biological process: transmembrane transport. Gene Ontology annotation, cellular component: membrane. The record is from RefSeq and is a predicted model, not a curated record. The coding region runs from base 1 to 1647 and encodes 548 amino acids.